Meloidogyne enterolobii is the source of this 1434-nucleotide messenger RNA. Lineage: Eukaryota; Metazoa; Nematoda; Chromadorea; Rhabditida; Meloidogynidae. The record is from the annotation of a GenBank genome assembly.
UUUUUUUUAGUUUUGUUAUGUAUUGGAAAGGAGUUUUUAAAUCCUUUGCUAAAGAAACAUUUCAAAUUAACUGUACCCAUCCCCUUUGAAUUAUUUUUAAUGGUUCUCGGCACUUUUUUGUCAUUUUUAUUUCACGGACAUUCCAAAUUUGGACUGGAAAUUGUUGAUCAUAUCCCUGCAGGAAUUCCAACACCGAUAAUGCCUGAUUUAACGUUGUUGCCUGAAUUGCUUCCGGAUGCGAUUGCUAUUGCUGCUGUGGUUAUGGCUGUUCAUAUUUCCUUGGCAAAAAUCAUUGCAAAAAAGAAGUGUUAUCGUGUUGAUCCAGGACAAGAGCUUUUCGCCCUCGGAUUUUCCUCAACCCUUUCUUCCUUCUUCCCAGUCUAUCCCGUCUCUUGUUCACUCGGUAGAACUUUGGUUAAUGUCGAAGCUAACACAAAAACUCAGCUUUCCACGAUUUUUUCUUGUACUUUUUUGGCUGCCUGUAUUCUUUCUUCAAUUAUUAUCGUUGCACUUAAAGGCAUUUUUCGCAAGAUUGCCGACUUGCGAAGACUUUGGCCUCUUUCACGGAUUGACUUUUCAAUUUGGCUAGUUAGUUUUGUUUCGACUGUUUGUUGGGAUGUUAGUCAAGGAUUGGUUAUUUCUAUUGGGUUUGCUUUACUCACUACAGUUUUCCGUACCCAAUGGCCUCGUUGGCAUUUUUUGGCAAAUCUGUCCGGUACAAACGAUUUUCGAGAUGCAGAACGUUACGAGCUUAUUCACACUUUUCCUGGAAUUUGUAUUUUUCGAUUUGAUUCGCCUCUACUUUUUACAAAUGUUGACAAUUUUAAAGAAACAAUUCACAAAGCUUUUCAACGUUGGAAACGUUAUCAAGGAGCUCAACUUGGAUUGCAUGUUGUGGGGAGUACUUUAAGGGUUCAAAUGGAAUUGUUGUUCCAGCUAAUUUGUCACCCCAAUCAAACUUGCAGCGGAAACGGGAGGACGAUGAUGAAAAUAACCAAUGAACGUCAACCGGAAGAUGAAAAUAUUGAAGCAAAAACAGAAGCAUAUUCUCAAAGUUUUGAAAAUCAAAAAACUUUGGAAAAAAUUGGUUCCUUUGACAGUCCCCAACAUUUACAUUUUAUUGUAGAUUGUUCUGGUUUUACAUUUGUUGAUUGUAUGGGGGUUAAUGCUUUGAAGGAGAUUUUUACUGAAAUGCGUCAACAACGUGUUAGAGUAUAUUUUGCAGCAGCUAAAGCCCCAGUGCGCGAUUUAUUCGAAAAAUGUGGAUUUUAUGAAUAUGUCCCAAAACGCAAUUUUUACCCAACAAUAAGGGAUGCUGUUGCUAUUGCAAGAAUGAGAAGGAACGCUUCUUCACAAAAUUUAUUAGAGGAAUCUAUUAUUCAUCGAGUAUAUGAUGAAAUUGAAACAAUGCAGAUAACACAACCAGAACAAUAA